CGGCGCCGUGCGGGGGCUGGCUCCCUCCCCAGCGGGCUCCCCUCUCUGACCCGGCCUGCUUGCCCGCCUCCCCCCCGCAGAGACUGCCUCGCCCUCUGCUUCCUCAACAGCGGCACCAGCUUCGUGGCCGGCUUUGCCAUCUUCUCCAUCCUGGGCUUUAUGUCUCAGGAGCAGGGGGUCCCCAUCUCUGAGGUGGCCGAGUCAGGUCCUGGCCUGGCCUUCAUCGCCUAUCCCCGGGCUGUGGUGAUGCUGCCCUUCUCGCCGCUCUGGGCCUGCUGCUUCUUCUUCAUGGUCGUUCUCCUGGGACUGGAUAGCCAGUUUGUGUGCGUAGAAAGCCUGGUGACGGCGCUGGUGGACAUGUACCCCCGUGUGUUCCGCAAGAAGAACCGGAGGGAGGUCCUCAUCCUCGGGGUGUCGGUCGUCUCCUUCCUGGUCGGACUGGUCAUGCUCACGGAGGGCGGCAUGUACGUGUUCCAGCUCUUCGACUACUACGCGGCCAGCGGCAUGUGCCUGCUCUUCGUGGCCAUCUUUGAGUCCCUCUGCGUGGCGUGGGUUUACGGAGCCAGACGCUUCUAUGACAACAUCGAGGACAUGAUCGGGUACAGGCCGUGGCCUCUCAUCAAGUACUGUUGGCUCUUCCUCACGCCAGCCGUGUGCACAGCCACCUUCCUCUUCUCCCUGGUCAAGUACACGCCGCUGACCUACAACAAGAAGUACACGUACCCGUGGUGGGGCGACGCGCUGGGCUGGCUGCUGGCCCUGUCCUCCAUGGUCUGCGUUCCAGCCUGGAGCAUUUACAGACUCAGCACCCUCAAAGGCGCCCUCCGGGAGAGGAUCCGCCACCUUGUGUGCCCCGCUGAGGACCUGCCCCAGAGGAACCGAGGAGGACACCCCGCUCCUGCCACACCCAAGACGUCACUUCUGGGACUCACAGAGCUGGACCCCACGGCGUGCAGGCCAUAA
Messenger RNA from Tupaia belangeri chinensis (Chinese tree shrew), 963 nucleotides. Its product is annotated as sodium- and chloride-dependent GABA transporter 2-like. The record is from RefSeq and is a predicted model, not a curated record. The annotation marks the transcript as partial. NCBI's taxonomy places the organism in Eukaryota, Metazoa, Chordata, Mammalia, Scandentia, Tupaiidae. Gene Ontology annotation, biological process: sodium ion transmembrane transport; nitrogen compound transport; neurotransmitter transport. The transcript has 8 exons. Gene Ontology annotation, cellular component: cell projection; plasma membrane. Gene Ontology annotation, molecular function: gamma-aminobutyric acid:sodium:chloride symporter activity.